GCACAGGCCCAUCUCGGCCAUCAUGAUCUGCAAUCGCAGCUCGGUGGCGGUCCAUUCAGAAUGUCUGCAUACAACUACGAGGCCGACUUCAUGCAAGCUACUUCACAAAUGCCGUUCCAGACCUCGAUCUUCAGAAAUUCUCACUUCAAUCAAGCCCACUUCUUGAACCCUGAUUUCCAACCAGAACAAUGGGACCCUGAAGGCGAGUACACAACGGCAAGCAGCAGCAAGAGUUCGCGGCACAAGAAUUGCGGAUGACCCGCCCACCCGUGCGAUGCAACGGCACACAAAAAGACCCAAGUGACCUCUUCCACUCUUCAUGUUGUCUCCGCUCGUGGGUACACCCAGAUUCCGGGCAGCGUUCCACAAGCGGUACACAACAGGAACGGCCGUGUGCAUUAGCCCUCUCACCUCGCGACCAACCAACCAAGAUCCGACCUGCUCCGCUCCUUACCCUUACGACCCCUCUUCUGAGAGAGGGUGUCUUUUGACGACGGCUUACGAACUAAGACUUAUCACCUCAGGGUAACCUACAGCAGCAGAGUCAUCAUCCAAUAUACUUCCUUUCCGCAUCGGAUACUCUUGACCUAAUACUGCAGAUAGAGGCAGGAUCUACCAUUAGCAUUUUCAGGGUGUUGUUUUAGUAGCUGGCCUCGGCGCGCUUCCAUGAGAAGCUGUGUAAGCAUUUAGCGACGGCGAUCGGGGGAGAUCUUGGGGAGAUCUGUCAUAAGGCUAGGCAUAUGGAAAGGAAGCAGGUGGCGUCUGAGCCACAAGACCAAUUUUCGGCAGUCGUGUGUCCUGUGCCCAUUAUGAAUGCGGCGAAGAAAAGAAAUAUUUGAGAGUAUAACUAGACAGCAGCGAUCUAAUCACAACACACUCCUUUG
This is a messenger RNA of Pseudocercospora fijiensis CIRAD86, 884 nucleotides long. RefSeq lists its product as uncharacterized. Lineage: Eukaryota; Fungi; Ascomycota; Dothideomycetes; Mycosphaerellales; Mycosphaerellaceae. The record is from RefSeq and is a predicted model, not a curated record. Bases 255 to 491 code for a protein of 78 amino acids. The transcript is spliced from 2 exons.